Molecule: messenger RNA, 1485 nt
Organism: Cadophora gregata
Lineage: Eukaryota; Fungi; Ascomycota; Leotiomycetes; Helotiales; Ploettnerulaceae
Exons: 1
Coding region: 522-1256 (244 amino acids)
Source: RefSeq, a predicted model, not a curated record
GUUGAUAUCUAUUUACAGAUCAUGACAUCUGGCAAGAUAUCAGAUAGGUAUAGAACAGAAUUUUCUGAGGAGUUCCUUUCUUUGUCUCCCAAAACCCUCUAGGUUAUCUUGCCUCUAUUUUGAUCUCAUCCUUAUCAUCUCUUCCGACUUUAUCUUUCUCAAAACAUUGCAAUUGCUGUGACCUCUCACAUUCAAGUCUGCUACGAUGUUUUUGUCAAACCUAAUCCUUCCGUUCGCACUCAUGUCCGGUUGGAUAGUUGCAAUUGCCACCAAAACCAGCAUCGUCGCCGAGGACAACAUGCCAUUGCCCAAGCCUUCCGUCGACACUGCUACAAAAUCUGACGUUGCUAUGUCAUACAUUGUAGAUUCUUCCACUUCCGACACGAUGACAUCGAAUUCGGUCUCAACCAUAACUUCGACGGUGCAGACAAAGCCCACCUCAGUAACACUCACGAAGUCUUCCGUUUCACCUCCAGGCGACAGUACACUUUUGCCUGAAUCGUCUGAUCUUUGGAUACCAGAUGCAGUAUCUUCGACGAAGUAAGUUCUCACUAAACUGCCGCAUCAAUGCCAUGCGUUCAACCAGAACACAUACUGAUGCCUAUGGAAGGUCAUGCACCGACGACGACAAACCCAAAGACAAAACCAAACGACCACAUACUCACCACACGCAUACACCUCACGCGUCAGGUUUCCACACCAAAUACAAAACUCACAGCAAUUCCAAACACCCAGCUCACCCUACCACCUGUAUACCACCCCACCAUCUCCCAAUAGCAUCAUCCAACGACCAUCGCAGCGACAUAGCCACCAACUCUCCUGCCUGUGCCAUCCCAGGUCUCAAUAGACUCCUCCGCCGUUGUAAUAUUCCCAUAGAUCUUCCAAGCCUAGUCCCAGAACCAUAUCCAUCGACUGGGCUAUGUGUCGCUCCAUAUCCAAUUGUGGGUACGGGAUAUCCAGUACCGACUCCGACAUCAACUUCGACAAGGAUAUCAACUUCGACAUCGACUUCUUCCGUGCCUGAGAUCAAGACAAUGGACUAUACGUCGCAAGUUGACGGAUAUGGGGCGUCACCGACAGUGGUGAAGAGUGUUACUAAGAGUGUUAGUGGGAGUGUGCAGCUACCUGUGGAGACUUUCGAUCCUGUCCCGCAGGAGGAGGUACCUGAUGAUGGCGAGGGCGAGAGAAAGAAGGAGCCUGCUUGUGGGAAGGGUAUGAGUACGAAGACCUAUCCGCCUGUUGAUGAAAAUAUGUGAUUUGAUGUGGCAUAUUUGGUUUUCUUGGUUCGUUGCCAUGUUGGAUGAUUGUUUACGUUUGUUCUGGUUUUUGGUUUGAAGGUGGAUGCGAUAUUUGAAAAGUUGAUGGUAGCAAAUAGGUAACAGAGGCAUUCAUACAUUUUCACGUGGAUAUUCUAUUUAUGGACUCUAAAAAUCAUUGUCAUUUGAACAAAGAGGGUGGAAUGCCCGAAGCGAUAGGUAAACAAAC